AGAGAGAGAGAGAGAGAGAUCCAGGCUGCAGGAAACACGGAAAGAAAACACGUUUAUUCUGCAGUAGACAGGCAUGUGAUAAUUCUAUCAACCCAUUUAUAAUUGGGCAUAACAAUCAUGGGAACAGGGGGAUUAAUCAAAUGACAGAGUUUCUCCAGCAAUUUUGUCUACAAAAAAAAAGAAAAGGAAGGUUUUCCUCGUAGAAGGGAAGAAACUGCAUAUCUCAGAAAGCAGGUGAUGCGCUGGAUAGAUCAUGUCUGAGGUACAAGCAACUGUUGAGUUCUCAGUUGAGCUGCACAAAUUCUACAAUGUGGACCUUUUUCAAAGAGGAUAUUACCAGGUGCGUGCAGCACUGAAAGUCCCUCCCCGAAUUCCUCACAGGCUGACUGCAACACUGACAGGUCCCACAGGUGAUUCAUUCACCAAUCCACCCUUCAUUCAUGACAACACGGUUUACAGUAGGAUAUUUCAGAUCAUGUAUAGAAAUGAAGAAAUCGUGGUGAACAGUCCCAGUCUGUUCAGGGUGCACCUCUUGUUGGAUGGAGAAAGGGUGGAAGAGGCAUUAAAUGAAGUGGACUUUCAGUUGAAGCUCGAUCUGCAUUUCACAGACUCUGAACAGCAAUUGAGUGAAAUUGCAGGAAUACCUUUGAUCAGUAGCCGAAGGCUGGGUCUUCACUUCCAUCCCAGAAGGGGUUUGCACCAUCAUGUACCCGUCAUGUUUGACUAUUUCCACCUCUCGGUCAUAACCAUCACUGUGCAUGCAUCACUUGUUGCAUUGCACCAACCCUUGAUAAGUUUUCCUCGCUUGGGCAAAGGCUCAUGGCUGAGUAAAGGAGGUCAGGAGAUGGAACCUGAUACUUCUAAUGUAACUCUCGAAAGCCUAGUGCUUGGACCCAGUUAUUACAAGCAACUCUCAGUUGAGGGAAAUACUACCGUCACUUCUGAGAGUUGCUUGCAGCAGGCGUACCGAUGGCACGAAACAAUGUGCCGAAUUUUGCUCUCUGCCUACAAAGGACUUCUCUGUUAUUUCAGUGCAAUAAUGAAGCAGGUCCCUGAACUGCAUCAGAUUCAGCUGGAGGACUGCCUCAUAGACGAGACUCUUACUCAGCUUUGUGUUAACGUGCAGAUGGUUAACAACCCGGAUAAAUUGGUAGAACAGAUCAGCAAGGACCUGUUGCAGCUCUGCUCCUGUCUUGUAGCUCUGUGGAACCAGUUCCGCAACACCACAACUCUCCAGGCAGAUGUAACAGCGUUCUUAUGCCAAGACCACCACAGUCUGAGGGUAAGAAGAUUCUCAGAGGCCUUCUUCUAUAAACAACACCAGAAACAGAUGGCACUUACAUUCCAGGAACACAUAAUCCAAAGUCAUAGUCAGAUUGCAGCAGCUAUCAGAAAUUCAUCCUACCUCACCAGCAUGCCCCCAUUGCCAAUCGAGUGCCUGGACAUAGAUGGAGACUGGAGUAAUCUUCCUAUUAUAUUUGAAGACAGAUAUGAAGAAUCCAUUUCCAAAGCAAACCACAAAGUUGACAGCGGCACAUCCAACAAGGAGGUGGGAACUGAGCUUAACCAUGUAUUGGACACUCGCCUUUCAGAGUUUUCAAAUUUACCAGCUGCAAUGAAACAGUGCCAGCAAGUGCAAAAUAGUGGCUCUGCUUCUGAAGCCUUCAGGAUGCUUACGACAAGGAUGCCCGGAUCACAACUUCUGAAUCAAACAGUUUCCUUGGGAACGAUGUACAACUCUGUGGAUUUGGCUGCUUUUGUCAGCCAAGAAUAUGACGAACUCAAUGAGAUUGAAAUCAAAAGCAUUCAGAGCUUAGAGGUGGACAGGUUUGUUGGACAAAGUCAAGGAGAACUCUCAACAAUCUAUGAACAUCAGAUUGAAUCACUCAGAUUUAAUGAAAUUUCAACAGGUUCUGACCAGCAAGAAAAGGUCUCUGACUCUGCAAAUGCAGCAUUACUCAAACAAACGGGGACAGCUUCAGACUUGACAUAUAUUGAAAGGAUCCUCAGAAACAAGGAUCCUUAUCAAGGAGAUGCUGUGUUAGUUUGUUCUUCAAGUAUAACAGAUACAAAUGAAUCAUCCCUAUCUAACGACUAUGAAGUUAGUGAAAAGGAGGAACUUAGUGAACUGUUACAUCCUGCAGUGAGCUCUGAACAUGUUGACAGUGAGUCCAUCGAUCAAGGAUCUGUGAAAAGAAAAGUUGAGAAUGCUGACUUUCCCAUUACCUCUGAGGUUAUGAAACGGUCCCUUUCAAUUAUAUCUGACUCUGGCAUUGAGAGCGAGCCCAGCUCAGUGGCUUGGCCUGAGAUACGCAAACCACAGGAUUUAUCUUGCGACCGUGACCUCAUGCAACAGAUAGUCAGGGCGCAGGCGAACCAUAGGAACUCGCUGGAGGGUGGUCAGACAGAGAGCGGCACCAGCCUGCCUAGCGGCAUUCAGGCUUCCUUAACAUCGAUCAGCUCGUUGCCUUUUGAAGACGAAGAAGAGGUGGAACUCAGCAAACUGACAAAAUCAGUCUCAGCCCCGCAAAUCAGUAGCUCUGAUCAGUUGGGAGGAACUCCUGACUCAUUAGCACAUAAUCAAACAGCGGAUGAAAGAGACUGGGCUGGGGGAUAUUCCACAGAAAAGGCAGAUGGAGGCGAAGAUGAAACAGAUGAGAUGCAACGAGACAGCAGCGAUGUUUUUGAUUCCCCUGCCGGUAAAGAGAUCCCACAAAACAGCCCAGAAGCAUUGCCGUCGAAUGAUGAUUGUACAAAGGUUUCUGAGAAAAGCUCCAGUGAGACUGUGGGAAAGAAUCAGAGGACAUCCGAUAAAGUGAAUGGUAAUUGCCGCCAUUGUGCGGAUGCAUUCGAUGCGAACGGGCCUAACGAUAGCACAGACCAUGCCGUUAAGGAGCUUAUGUGCAAGAAGGUGAAUUUCAGUGAGUUAUUAGAUAGAAGCAGUAAUACAUAUGAUCCUAACAAUCAUUCAGAGAUUGAACACUCACUAUUUACCCUUUCUGAAGGGGUCCAGAAUGACCAGCCCGGGACGUUUGGUGACAGCAUGCCAAACGGUGAAUUUGAGCCGGAUGGUGGCGGAGAGCUGUCCACAUGUAAAGCAACUUCUCGGCCUGAGUCAACAGAUGCUUUGGAGGCAACCACAGCAACUUUUAGUGAUGUGAUUUUGAAUGAUCGGUUGUGUCCUGAAGAACUACAUGAAGAAAAGGUGGAGUGUGGAAUGAAGACGGAUCAGCACUGUGAAGGCCUUACCCAGUUACAUGAUGAGCUCGGGGGAGAGAAGAAGCCAGGUAGUAACAAUGACGGUGAACUUGAGCCCCUGGUUGAUGGUGGAAAUUCUUCUGGAACCAGCACCUCGGGCAUGGCGUUUGAUAAAAGGAACAUGGUUGAGGUUGUGAAUCUCUCUGUUUCAUGCACAGCUACGUGUCUGCCAUUUUCCUCCAUGCUCAGGGAUUCCCCGGUUGCCUUUUCUUCAAAGCAAAUGGCGUCACCCAUCACGAGGCAGCCCAUGGGCUCUUUUGGGACUAAUUCACAGGACAACAACGCAGAAACCAAUGAGAGAAUGGUGAGUUUUGUUCAGGCCAAAAAAGAGUUGUUAAAGGGACUAAAGUUUGAAGGCAUGUUGUACAGUGACUUGCCAUUUCUGGCUUCCGAUCUUCCAUAUUUCACCCCAGAAGAGGAGGAAGAGGAUUUAGAGGAAGGAAUCCACCUGGUGGUCUGUGUUCAUGGAUUGGACGGUAACAGCGCAGAUCUCCGACUCGUCAAGACGUUUAUUGAACUGGGGCUUCCGGGUGCCAAGUUGGAUUUCUUAAUGUCUGAAAGGAACCAGAGUGACACCUUUGCUGAUUUUGAUACAAUGACGGAUCGCCUCUUGGAUGAGAUUGUUCAACAUAUCCACCUCUACAAUCUGACGAUAUCUAGAAUAAGUUUCAUUGGCCACUCAUUGGGCAACAUCAUCAUUCGCUCGGUGCUGACACGACCAAGAUUCCGGUGUUACCUCAGCAAGCUGCACACUUUCCUGUCACUCUCUGGGCCACAUCUGGGAACAUUAUAUAAUAACAGCACACUGGUUAGCACAGGGCUCUGGCUCAUGCAGAAACUGAAAAAGUCCAGCUCACUGUUGCAACUAACCUUCAAGGACCAAACCGAUCCUCGCAAGACUUUUUUGUAUAAACUCAGUGAGAAACCAGGGCUGCAGUACUUCAAGAAUGUUAUGUUGGUGGCAUCACCACAAGACCGAUAUGUUCCUUUUCAUUCUGCCCGGAUUGAAAUGUGUAAGACCGCACUGAAAGAUAGACAGAUUGGUUGCGUUUACACCGAGAUGAUUAACAACCUCCUUCGGCCGGUGACAGAGGCUGAUGACUGUACCUUGAUCCGCUACGAUAUUUUCCACGCAUUGCCAAACACUGCCAAUGCAUUAAUUGGCCGGGCAGCCCACAUUGCCGUCCUCGACUCUGAACUGUUCCUGGAAAAAUUCCUUCUGGUGGCUGGGCUAAACUACUUCAAAUAGCAUCUCCAGUUCACUCUUGGCACCCGAUGGUUCACGUGAAAACAUUUCCAGAGGCUUUCUUGUGGGAGAGCAUGGGUCGGGUCGGUAUUGAUUCGUUUCUCCAUACAUCCGUACACUAACCCAUACAAUCAAAAUGAUUAUGUUGUAAAUAUUACCAAAAGAAAUAUACGUCUCAAAUUAAGUUUAUCUAAAAACUGCUUUCCUGCCUUAAAUUCACAGAAGUUAUCACUAGGCUUUCUAUGAAAUACAACUUGAAUGGGCAAUUUUAAUUUAUGUUCUUAUCUACUGUUGAAGCAUUAAAUGUCUGUUGCCCUGUGGAAAUGAACAUUUGUUAUUUGCUCCCCCUUGAACUGAAAUCAGCACCACAAUAGUUUCUUGGAUUCUCUACACUUAAUUUUGAGUUAUUCCAAUGUGGAGUGUAUACAGCCUGCAAUGUGCCUGUAUCAGUUUUAGCCCAAGUUUCUCUGCAAAAGCCUUCUCUAUCACAGUGGCACAUUUUAGCAAGAGCAACUUCAUGCAGUGUCGAGAGACAGUUAGAAUGAUGUGUGAAAUAUAAUCGCACUACGACAUGCUUAUCAUGGGAUUUGUGUGUCACCGAGUUUGCACACACUGAUAUCCAAUCUUUGCAGCACUGUGUGAUUUGAGAUUGGAGCAAAAUGUGUUCAUGAUCUCAACAUGUUCAGAUAACUAGCAAUGCGGAAUCUCACCUCAAUGUGGUCAUUAUUGGUAUUGGUUUAUUAUUGUCACACGUACUGAGAUACACUGAAAAUCAUACCAUUGCUAUCCAGGCAUAUCAUACAAUACAUAAACAUAUCAAUAGUGCAAUAGAAAAAAAAAGCAAACUACAGAAUAUAAUGUUAAGGCUACCGUGAAAGUGGAGAUUUUAAAAAGUGCAAGGACUGCAAAGAGGUAGAUUAGAAGAUCAGUAAUUCAUCCCUGGGAGGUCCACUUAAGAGUCUGAUAACAGCAGGGAAGAAGCUGUCCUUGAAUCUGGUGGUAUGUGCGUUCAAGUUUUUGUAUCUUCUGCUAUUUGGGAAAUGGAAAAAGAGAGAAUGACCAGGGUACAUUUGGUUCUUGACAUUGGCUGUUUUCCCGAGGUAGUGUGAAGUAUAGAUGGGGUUGUUGCUGGUGGUGUGGGACGGGAGGGGGGCGGUUGAUGGGUGAGGAAGCUGGUUUGCAUGAUAGACUAGUUUGUGUUUCAACUCUCUGCAAUUUCUUGUUGUUUUCGGCAUAAAAAAAACAAAUACAGGAAAAAAUUAAUAAAGCAACAAGUCUCACACCCCCUCUGCACAUCUGAGGCUCCUGUGUGUGAUGACUGGCCUUGAGAACUCGAGAGUCAUGACACUGCCUGCACCAUGGGGCCAGGAUCUCUCUCUCUCUCUCCCCGAAGGUGAAGAUCUACUCUAACCGUCAAAGCAUGCGUUUAUAUAAUAAUUGUAUCUCUAAGAACAACAGGUAACUAUGUGUCAUAUCUAGCUAUCCCCCUUUGCGGCAUAAUGGCGUGAGUUACUUGUCCAAUCAGACGGCAAGCUAGUCUCGGAUGUCUCAAGGAAGGCAAAAUCUCAUCAUAGUGACCUUGCAGGUGGCCUCAUGAUUUAUUGGUCCCUUCAAAUUAGCCGAAACAUUUAUCUAAAAAAUCUUCUGGCUUUUGUGAGCAUGGUUUGAAAUGAGGUACUGCUAAUUCAACCUUUACAUUACUUUCAAAUGCGUACUAUGCUGAGAACUAUAUUCUGCACUCUGUAUCUUCCCCUUUGCUCUAUCUAUUGUGCUUAAGUUUGACGAUUGUAUUUAUGUAUGCUAUAUCUGAUCUGUUUGGAUGGCAAGCAAAACAAAACAAUAUACCUCGAUAUACGUGACAAUAAUAAACCUAAACCCUUAAACUGAGCAGGGAAACACUUCCUGCAUUAUUUCUAUCCUACUCAUUCAGUUUCUUCAGUACAUUAAAUUUGCUCUGUCAUGUUGAACACCAAAAGGGAAGAACAAGGAAGACCUGACAAUUAAAACAAGCUGUCCUUUUGGGGGGGGAAAGAGUAGCAUACUGAUGUAAAGGAAACUGCUGGAGGAACUCAGCUGGUCAGGCAGGAUCUUUGGAGGGAAAUGGACAGGCAUUGUUUCAGCUCAAGACCCUUCUUCAGAUUCAUCAGUCCAUUUUCCACCACGGAUGGAUGCUUCCUGACCUGCUGAGAUUCCCCAGCAGUUCGUAUUUUACUCAAGAUACAUGCAUCUGCAGUUUCUUAUGUCUCCAAUAGCAGAUUGACAUCUGGUAGUUCUUCAUUUGUGUGGGAAUCUGCAGGUUGCUCAGAGUUAUUCCUGGGAAUGUCAGUAGGCUUGUGCAUGUAAAUGUAGUUAAUUCCCUGCAAUAUCUGGACUACUAUAUUUUUGUUGUUGUUUUCAAAUGUUAAUAAAGACAGAAAGUUAUAAGCAGUCUCAUGGCUGCAAAUGUCCAGUUUAACUACAAUGCAAAGUCAAGAUCUAGCUACUGAAAAAUAAAUUAGUGUUAUAACUUAUAAGACAUUGGUGAAGAAAAAUAUUUAUCAUUUCUAAAUGACUAAACAUUUUGAUAGAAUUAAUUAAAAAACUGACUUUGUUAUUUUGGAGAAACUGAACUUGAACGAGUGGAUCACAGUGAGAGCAGAAAGCUUGGGGAAGGAGUUGAGAAAAUCACGGAGCACUCCGUGAAAGACAUGGAUCAUCAAAGGGGAAGUUAUUUCAUCUGGUUGCUGGGUGCGUAGAAAAGGGUUGUGUAUCAAGAUUUGCUAUAAAUGCUGCAAAUUCACUUUCUUACAUUAACCUGCUAAAUCUAUAAUAUCUCCUAUAGCAAAUUGGUGACCACAUCUCUUCCCUUCAGUCACCAGGUUUCUGAGUCUGAGAAAACUUGCGCAUUCAGAUUCAAAUAUUAUUACUACAGACAGUUGUGUUAAAAUAUUUUUAUGAGGACUUCCACCUCCCCACCUUCCAAUUAUCUGGAAAUCAGUUGAUUGCUCACCUCCCAUCUGUUGCCAUGCAUAGGUUGGAAAUGUUACAAUCUUGCUAUCAAAAAAUGUAACAAGUACGCCAGUCUUGUGUAACAUUUCCAGCCCUCUGUGGUACCACUAUGAACAUCUUUGAAGGGCAGCAAUCAAAGAUUGAUUCUGAAGCUACAGUAUUGGUGGAAAAAUUAUUGAAUGUUCAGUUUUGGUUUGAUUAUGUUGUGUUUGGGACAUCCUUCUGUAAAUGAUUGAAGUGCCAUAUCCUGAUUCAGUGUUAUUUGCUAUUAAAUGUACCCAUAACAUGAUUGUGUACUGCCUAUAUGCACUAUUUAUCUUUCCUGAAUAAUGAAUAUUUACAUAGUAUGGUAUAUUAAUCCUGACAGUAUUUGAAAUUGUACAAGUAAGAAUGUAAAAUCCUGUUUAUAAAUUGCACCUUCAAAUGUGUUUUUUUUAACUGAAAUGACAGGGUAGCAAAAGAUGUGGACAUAAUAUAUACUCUAGAACAGUAUGUUAUCUAGAUGUUAGUUAGUUUGGGGCAAUCAUAUUUGUGUAAUAUGAGUCUGUGGUUGACUAAUGCUUGCAACUGACAUUGAAAUGUGCCGUCUCUCUGGGUAUCUUUAGGUUAAUCAAAAUACGUAAAAUGUACACAAAGUAUUUUUCUACUCCCAAAGCAAGUCCCAUGCCACUAUAUUUUGCCGGUUGUUUAGCUCCCUUCCUCUUCCAGCAUAAAUAAUUCUCCUUCUGCUUCAUUUUGAAGACCAUGCCAAUACACCAGGAGGAAUCCUGGAAAUAUGAAAUUAAACCCAAAAGCUACUGGAAAGGGUUGAUCAACACCUAAAAGAAAACCAAUACAAUGGCUAAUUUUAUCAUCACAUGUUUGUUAAACUGCCAGAUUGGAUAGACCACAUAUUAUUUAUUCAAAUUGAAUUCAGGCACAAUUUAUAGUGACAUAUUGUACAAUGGACAGACAAUUCACUCUACCAAAACUAGUUCUGAGAAAUAAAAAUCACCAAAGUAUUCCUCGUGGAUUCUUUGUGAAAUCUCUUCAUUUCUUUCUGAUCAAUCUAAUGAAGACAUGGGCAAUGGACUCUUAGAUUCAAUUCCAAGAUAUCAUUUUCUACUUCUCAUUGCCAUCAUUCUGUCUGAGGAAGCUUCUUUUAUAUAAUGUUCUUUCUUUUCUUCCUGAUUGAUUUAAGCAAAUUCAGCAUGAUGUUAAACUUCAUUCACUAUUCAGCAGUUAUCGGAGUGGAUACCAGUAUUUUAAUAUGGAGACCCCAAAUACAAGAACCCAUUUCCUGGACAUUAAAGGCCUACCAAUCAGUGCCUUUUUUCCACAGAUAUUAUCCAGACCUUCAUACACAAGGAAGAUCUUCUAACUGAUCUUACAUUUGCGUUGUUGAUGAGGGGAAACAUAGAAAAUAGGUGCAGGAAUAGGCCAUUUGGCCCUUCGAGCCAGCACCACCAUUCAAUAUGAUCAUGGCUGAUCAUCCAGAAUCAGUAUCCCGUUCCUGCUUUCUCACCAUAUCCCUUGAUUCCGGGAUUUAGAGAGUCAAGAAGCAAGUCAUUUGCCACCAACAUUAGAUUUUCUUCUGCAAUCUCAUAUUUCUGCAACCAGUUCAGUUACAUUCCACCCUUGAUUUGAAGGUUAUUGAUGGUUGAGGAGUUUCUGAUUGUAAUGCAAUUGAAUCUCAAGAGUAGGUGGUUGGGCAACCUUAGAGAUGCCCAUUGCCAUGCUCUUGUGUGGUUAUUUCGAUUUUUGGCCACUAAGAGUAAUGAGUGCAUGUAACUUUCUAUUCUGUCUGUCAAUUUGUAUUGAUUUUUUUUGUGUAAAAAUCAUAUGUCAGUUAAUGACACCAUCUGCAGGUCUAUUUGAACGACAUUGGUAAGCCUAACAGCAAGAAGGAAUUCAAUGAGCUACUACACAUUUGAUAUGGCAAGGUCAUUGAAGCAUCGUUGGGUAAUGGGCUAUAUCAUUGAUUGUCCUAAAUCAGUUCCAGGCACUGUCAGAUUCAAAGAAACAUCGACAGGAGCAUCAACCUCCAUGUAAGGUCUCAGAAUUUAAGUUUUCUUACAUAGACUGGUUGUGUUCUUGUCACAACUAUAUUGUGCUGUUCAGCAGAACCACUAUAUCGGGUGAAUAAGUACACUGUAAGGCUGAGAGUAUGUUCAUACGUGGAACAUAAAGGGAGCUACAGCUUUUCCUGCUUUGCACAUUGUCAUAAUUAACAAAACAUCGUAGGGUGGCGCAUCGGUAGAACUGUUGCCUUACAGCACCAGAGACCCGGGUUCGAUCCUGACUGCCGGUGCUGUCUGCGGAGUUUGUACAUUCUCCCCGUGAUCUACAUGGGGUUUUUUCCGAGAGCUCCAGUUUCCUCCCACGCUCCAAAGACAAACAGGUUUGUAGGCUAAUUGUCUUAGUAAAAUUGUAAAUUGCCCCCAGUGUUUGUACGAUAGUGUUAGUGUGCGGGGAUUGGUGGUUGGCACGGACCCGGUGGGCCAAAGGGCCUGUUUCCACACUGUAUCUCCAAAUUAAACUAAAACAAUAACCAUUCAUUAUUAUAAUGGCUAAUAAGAUUCUCUUCAUUUUUAAUAAAAUGGAAGAUAUAAUGAACAUUUUAAUACAUUUCUAUUUGACACUAUAAACCAGUUAAUUUAGACAUGACAUUUCUCAUAUUUCAUUUUACACAGCAAUUACAGAUUGUCUCUUUUCUCUUCAUUUAUGUCUCUUUAUCCCCCACAGAUCACACUAUAUUAGCAGUGGACAAAUAGUAGUCAAAUAUUUCUUAUCCAAUUUCUUAAUGUCAAUGUUGUUCAUUUUGUCUUCUAAUCUUGAAAUUCACCAUUUUGUAUAAUCUCCACACUUUCCCAGUGGUUAAAGCAUGAAAUCAGCCAUAUCAAAAAAACAAAGCUCCAGCAGCUAUGGAGCUCCACAUUUUUUUUAAUUUGUAAAUUUCAAGCUUCAAUAGAAAUUCAAAGCUUUGUGUUUUAUAAAGUAGAACUGUGCAGCACAGGAACAGGGCCUUUGGCCCAGGUUGUCUGUGCCAAAUACGAUGCCAAAUUAAACUAAACUUUUCUGCCUGCAAGUGCUCCAUGCUACUCAAUUGCUUGCAACUUCAUGUGCCUAAAAGCCUCUUGAACGCCACCUACCGUUCCUGUCAUCACCACCACCCUUGGCAAUGCAUUCCAGACAGCUGUCAUGCUGUGUAUAAAAACUAAAAUCUUGCCCCGCACAUCUUUAAAUUUCCACCCUCUAACAUAAUGCUCUACUAUUUCACAUUUCCACAUUAGGAAAAAGGUUCUGACUUUGUCCCAUCCAUACCUCUCAUAAUUUUGUAAAUUUAUCUCAAGAGUCCUGUCAGCCUCCAACCCUUCAGAGAAAACAAUCCCAAGUUUGCCCCACUUUUCCUUAUACCUAUUACCUUUUCAUCCAGACAGCAUUCUGGUAAAUCCCUGCUGCACCCUGUCCAAACCCCCACAUCUAUCCUAUAAUUGGAUACUGCUUACAAUAUUCCAAAUGCUGUUUAACCAAAGUUUUAUAAAGCUGCAAAAUGUUAUCUUCAUCGUUCCUCGCCCUACUAUCUUUAACUUUGCCUGCUGUUAAUCUUGCCUUUGGGUCGUAAUCUAUCACACAAAUGAGCCAAUCGAACGUUCAGUUUAGGGGCAAUUAAUGCUUAAACUUUUCCUUUCAAACCUAAGAAGACUAAUCAAGCUAUAUAAAAGUAAAGGGGCAAACUGCUGGUCAGGAAUAAAAUUCUUUGUGUAGGCUUAUUU
Messenger RNA from Amblyraja radiata (thorny skate), 11247 nucleotides. RefSeq names its product family with sequence similarity 135 member B (gene fam135b). Gene Ontology annotation, biological process: lipid metabolic process. The record is from RefSeq and is a predicted model, not a curated record. Bases 254 to 4507 code for a protein of 1417 amino acids. The transcript is spliced from 20 exons. NCBI's taxonomy places the organism in Eukaryota, Metazoa, Chordata, Chondrichthyes, Rajiformes, Rajidae.